AGCCAGUGAUGGUGCCCAGCACCCCCGAUGAUGCCCCAGAGCCCCGAAUCAAGUGCGGAGGAGGAGCACCUCUCCCAGUGCCCCGAGGGGGAGUCGGGCUCGGAGAGCUCCCGCGAGGGGGCCAGCCCCCCGGCCAGCCCCGCUAACCCAGGCCAUACCCACUCCACGACAGUACCCGAAGACGCCCACUUCAGUAUGAUGGUCUUCCGAAUUGGCAUUCCUGACCUGCACCAGACGAAAUGCCUUCGUUUCAACCCCGAUGCAGCCAUCUGGGUAGCCAAGCAGCAGAUUCUCUGCACCCUCAACGAAAGCCUCAAGGACGUGCUGAACUAUGGCCUUUUCCAACCGGCCACCAACGGGCGAGAUGCCAAAUUCCUGGACGAAGAACGCCUCUUGCGCGAAUACCCACAGAGUUUCGAGAAAGGAGUCCCCUACCUGGAGUUCCGCUACAAGACCCGAGUUUACAAACAGACCAAUCUGGAUGAGAAGCAGCUCGCAAAACUCCAUACUAAGACGGGGUUGAAGAAGUUCCUCGAGUACGUCCAGCAUGGAGCAGCUGAGAAAGUGGCGCGGCUUCUGGAUAAAGGGCUUGACCCCAACUAUCAUGACUCAGACACUGGGGAAACACCUUUGACGUUAGCAGCGCAGCUGGACGGAACGAUCGAUGUGAUUCGGUUGCUGUGCCUCGGUGGUGCCCACAUAGACUUUCGGGCAAGGGAUGGAUCCACCGCACUGCACAAAGCUGUGUGCUCACACCACUAUGCAGCCCUGAUGGCACUCUUGGAUUUGGGGGGCUCCCCCAAUUACAAGGACCGCCGUGGGCUGACGCCGCUCUACCACACAGCCAUGGUUGGAGCUGACCCACGCUGCUGUGAGCUUCUACUCUACAAUCGAGCCCACAUUGGCACCACGGAUGAGAAUGGGUGGCAGGAGAUACACCAGGCUUGCCAACACGGACACUCCCAGCAUUUGGAGCACUUGCUGUUCUACGGUGCUGAGCCAGGGGCGCAGAACGCAUCUGGGAAUACGGCACUGCACAUCUGCGCACUCUACAAUAAGUGGGCCCUGAAGACUUUACUUUUGAAGGGAGAAAAAGAAAAACUAAGGGGAAAAAUAGCUUCGGGAAAAGAGCUGCCUUCUAACAUUGGCCUAGCUAGUGCAGUGCUGAGCGUCGGAGAAGGUGGCUUCUGGGAGGGGCAGGUCAAGAACCGCGUGGGCUGGUUCCCCUCAGACUGCGUGGAGGAAGUAGCCAACAAGUCACAGGAAGGGAAACAAGAAUUUAUUUUCAAAACCUGA
Molecule: messenger RNA, 1296 nt
Organism: Sphaerodactylus townsendi
Lineage: Eukaryota; Metazoa; Chordata; Lepidosauria; Squamata; Sphaerodactylidae
Product: SH3 and multiple ankyrin repeat domains protein 1-like
Exons: 10
Coding region: 28-1296 (422 amino acids)
Cellular component (GO): dendritic spine; postsynaptic membrane; postsynaptic density
Molecular function (GO): ionotropic glutamate receptor binding; synaptic receptor adaptor activity
Source: RefSeq, a predicted model, not a curated record